Myxocyprinus asiaticus (Chinese sucker) is the source of this 5810-nucleotide messenger RNA. Its product is annotated as potassium voltage-gated channel subfamily A member 2-like. Gene Ontology annotation, molecular function: delayed rectifier potassium channel activity; protein binding. Gene Ontology annotation, biological process: potassium ion transmembrane transport; protein homooligomerization. The record is from RefSeq and is a predicted model, not a curated record. NCBI's taxonomy places the organism in Eukaryota, Metazoa, Chordata, Actinopteri, Cypriniformes, Catostomidae. Gene Ontology annotation, cellular component: voltage-gated potassium channel complex; dendrite; axon terminus. The transcript has 3 exons. The coding region runs from base 522 to 2009 and encodes 495 amino acids.
CGCGUGUUCUGUAAUCCAGCAGUCUUUAGGUGUGCAGAGCGAUGACUGACUGCAGAUUUAAUUUAACUAACUGACUAUUGGUUGAGUGCGUUCACAUAAUGCAACAACAACUGUACUAAGAAAUCGCCAAGAAGCCUUGGGGUAGGCGAGGACACACCCGCAUACUGUACCUCUCCUCUGCGCCCCUCCUCCCCGCCCCGUUACGCACAAUACGCCGGUGCGCUACGGCAGACAGUGGCAGCCGGGAUUUAAGGAAUGAGAGGUCUAUUUGCCGUUUCCAUCACGGCCACACGGACACUGGUGUGCUCUAUCCUCACUUCGAGAAGGCAGACGUGACUUCUGGCAACUAGAGGAACCCUGGGGUGAUUUGGAAGUUUAUCCAAUCAACCCACCCAGUAACACGCUGUGGCCCUUAGCUCUCUACGGCGUCCAGCCCCAUUCUGUGUGGAUUCCCUCCCUCCAUUUUACCACCCUGAGGUGCCCUACUUUUGUGAAAAGUGCAGGUCUCAACCUCCUGCAUUAUGACUGUGGCCACAGGCGACCCCUCGGACGAGGCCGCAGCACACCCUGGCUUUUCUCAGGACUACGACCCCGGGGCAGAACAGGAAUGUUGCGAGAGAGUGGUCAUCAAUAUCUCGGGUCUAAGAUUCGAGACGCAACUCAAAACUCUCUCACAAUUUCCAGAAACAUUACUAGGGGACCCCAAGAAGCGGAUGAGGUACUUUGACCCACUACGAAAUGAAUAUUUUUUUGAUAGAAACCGUCCCAGCUUUGAUGCAAUCCUCUACUACUACCAGUCCGGGGGAAGGUUGCGGCGACCUGUAAAUGUCACUUUGGAUGUCUUCUCAGAGGAGAUCCGCUUCUAUCAGCUUGGAGAAGAAGCAAUUGAGAUAUUCAGGGAGGAUGAGGGAUUUAUCAAGGAAGAGGAGCGACUGUUGCCUGACAACGAGUUUCAGAAGCAGGUCUGGUUGCUUUUUGAGUAUCCCGAAAGUUCUGGGCCUGCCAGGAUUAUAGCGCUCAUAUCCGUUAUGGUGAUCCUCAUCUCCAUUGUCAGCUUCUGCCUGGAAACCUUGCCCAUCUUUCGCAGCGAUGAAGAGGAGAUGCGAAAAGUCCCUAUUGUUGUCACCAACAUAACAAACAGUAGCACAUCCACCUACUUUACAGAUCCAUUCUUCAUUCUAGAGACACUAUGCAUCAUCUGGUUCUCCUUCGAGUUCUUGGUGCGCUUCUUUGCAUGCCCGAGUAAAGCCAGCUUUUUUGUGAACAUAAUGAACAUGAUUGACGUGGUGGCCAUCAUCCCCUACUUCAUUACGUUAGGAACAGAGUUGGCGGAGAAGGCAGAGGAUGGGCAGCAAGGGCAACAAGCCAUGUCUCUUGCGAUUCUGAGGGUCAUCAGACUUGUACGAGUCUUUAGGAUCUUCAAACUCUCUCGCCACUCCAAGGGACUUCAGAUUCUAGGCCAGACCCUUAAGGCCAGUAUGAGAGAAUUAGGCUUGCUUAUUUUCUUCCUCUUCAUUGGGGUCAUCCUCUUUUCCAGCGCUGUCUACUUUGCAGAGGCGGACGAACCCGAGUCACAGUUCUACAGCAUCCCGGAUGCCUUCUGGUGGGCUGUGGUUUCAAUGACGACCGUCGGCUAUGGAGAUAUGGUGCCAACAACCAUCGGAGGUAAGAUUGUGGGGUCCCUCUGUGCCAUAGCUGGUGUGCUGACCAUUGCCUUGCCCGUGCCUGUCAUUGUUUCAAACUUCAACUACUUCUACCAUCGUGAGACAGAAGGUGAAGAGCAGGCACAGUAUCUGCAGGUCAACCCCUCAAAAGCUGAUUCUCAAGAAGAGCUAAGGGGUAGUCGAAGUGGAUCCACCAUCAGCAAGUCUGACUACAUGGAGAUCCAUGAAGGGGUAAACAACAGCAAUGAGGACUUUCGAGGAGAUGAAGAGAACAUCAAGACAGCAAAUUGCACUCUAGCCAAUACAAAUUAUGUUAAUAUCAAAAAAAUGUUGACAGAUGUGUAGUCAUUUGGGAGAAGCAGAAGGUCAGAAAUGAAUUAUAAAAAGACCUUCAGAUUGCCUAAUCUCUGAAGCCAUUAGGCCAUGUUCGAAGGAGGAUUGUGAAGUAAGAGCACCUCAGUUGUUGACAUGAGAUUUCUGAUCUCUCUCCCAUUUCUCAUCGAAAGUCCAAUCCAACAUCUUUGGUCCGUCCACAAUCCAGGUAUUCAUCAGUGUUUGCAUGGAAUUUGUGUCUGUGUCUCAUCAAACACCUUAUCCAGAGAAGUAGCCAAGUAUCCAUGUGGAACUAGAGAAAGAUUAAUCUUUGUUAUCUCCGUCAAAUAUCUUACUCUAAAAGCCAAGCUUCGCCAAAGAAAUGUAAUUUGUUUGCUUCAUCUGCUGUAAAAACAUUUAGUCACAUUCAAUAUAUGAUUCAAUAUAUGAUCCAUUCUGCUGCUGAUUGUUAAAAAACAUUCAAGAAAAUAUUCAAAAUGAAUGCAGUUUUGUAUUGUUUUAGAAUUAGUGUAAUUAUCAUCAGACUGAAAAUGUCUUAGAAAACUGUCUGCUUCUGUGUUGUACUGUAUGUGGAUCCAAAAUAUGUAUGUCUGGGAAACACUUGCAACUAUUCCUUCACAAAAGUCUUACUGCAAAGCUUUUAAAGACAAACUGAAUGUCUUUUCAUGUCAUAUUUUACGUUAUUUAUAAUCUGUUGUGUCCUAAACGUUUUAUUUUUGGCUUAGGCCACAUUCACACUAGUACGUUUUUGAUCGAAAACCCUGGAAUUGUGUUUUCCUUCACCAAAAACUGAAACUUUCAAAAACGCUCUUUAGUAAUGCAAACUUUGGAAAAAAGGAUGAUGUUAGGAAACUGUAAACUGAGUUUUCAGCCAAAAACGUAUAAGCCAAACAUAGCGCAAGCUUGAUUUUAUGCAUUGUUUCGUUACAAAAUGCGUCAGACAUCAAUUCAUAACUCAACGUAAGUAUGCAUUCUCAACGUUAGCGGACAUUAGUGUGAACUGUCUGCUUCUAUGCUGAAUUUUCUCCUUCAAGUCAACUACUGUCAUGGUGGACUAACCGGUUUAAAGAGAAUUGCUGAGCAAGUAAGUUAGUCAAUAUAUUUAUAGCAACUUACCAGAAUAAUAACACAUCUGGUUUUAUGGCACAAACUUUUAAAGGUAACUUUAUCACCCAAUUGAGUACCCAGGUUUAUUACUGCCACAGUAACACAAGAACACACGUUAUCUGGUUGGGUCUGCAUGUUUCUGACCUUAGUGUGGAUGUGUCCUUUGUCUAUGUCUUUCAUUUCUAGAUAUAGUUUGAAUAUUACCUCUUUUGUUUAAAUUUUUCUGGAGCAUACAGGACAUGUUAAAAGAAACGUGCAAAAUAACACCCACAGAAAAAAUUAUUGCUUAAUGUAUUAAAAGCAUACUGUCCAGUGUAUAUUCCAUUGUUUCUGCCAUAAGCUGCAGAGAUAGUCCAAAUGUAGUUGAUAUUCAAAUUAAUAUUCAAAUACCACCAAAUGAGCCAUAUUGUAGUUCACACUGUAAAGUCCCCAAGCAAAUUGUUUGCAAACCCAUAAAACAGAGUUGUAGCAAUGAUGUCAGAAUAUUUUUAAUGACUGGCUUUGCUUUUUCGGCUUUGGCUAUCAUCUUGAAAUUAUUUUCAGAUGUUAGAACAACGUUUGUGAAGCUUGUUGGAUAUUAUACUGUAUCUCCCUUUUACUGCCUUUGAUUGAGAAAGGCACUGAUGAUAUAGUAUUGCAUGACCUCGAAACCAAUCAUGGCAUGGAUUUUCUGCUCAAGAGACAGUGAUGUCCAGAAAAUAGUUAGCUAGAUAUUAUGACAACAUGUAUCUUGCCCUGUAUAUAUUUACAUAUACAUAUAUUUUUAUCUGUAUCAUUUUAUAAUGAUCCAAAAGGUGCUGCUUUCAGUUUUCAGGUUUUGAUGUCGGAAGGCAUAGGGAGAGAGAGACACAGCAUACCUUCAGUGUUCGAUUUGGAAGUACAGGUUAGCUUUAAAUGGCGACAGUUGGCUUGUUUCAGCUGCAGUCGCAAUGAUACAGAUGGUUUUAGCUUCGAGUGACCUUGAGAUCUCUCACAUCCAUGAUCUAAGCUUACAUUUGUCUCUUGCGAAUACAAUGAAUCAAUAGAGAGUCGUGAGCUUAUGAAACUAAGGAAGUCGAUUAUGGAUUCUUUUUCACUGACUUCAAUAAAGGUUUUAGCUCUAGUUGUUGACUCCUUAUCAUGUCCUCACCUUCAACUUACAUCCGUUAUCAUGGCAAUAAACAUUUAAAAAAUUAUGUUCCUUGUUCUUUAGACACAAUAUCUUGAGACUGUUUUUGGGACAUGACUGUGUACCUUAAGAAGGCCUCUCACACAUACAGCUGGGUUGCAGGUGCCUUUGUAUUCAUCCCUAUAAUAGUAUAUUUUAGUGAACUUUAUGUGCUGAAGCUGCUAAUUUAGUAGCAGAUUCUGCAUUCACAGCUGCUGCUAAAUGUGUUAGUCUUUUUUAAAUUCAUACAAGAACAUAGACAUCACUGCAAUGGGUAGUUGAAAUAUAGUUAAUAACUUUAAUUUUAUCCCUUUAACAAAAAGUCUAAGUAGGGAUAUAAACCAGACCUACCCAAACAGAAAGAACGUGCCUAAGAAAUGUACUAAACUUACACUUGGUUGCUUUAGUGCAGCUAAACAGUAGGUUUUCUAUGUAUGAUAUUGGAGACUAUGCUGUUGGUGAGACAGAUGUAUCAUCCUAAUCCUAAACUUUGUCACUGUAAAUUUAUACUUAAUGUGUGGCCAUAUAAAGUAUAUUGUGUUUUUGUUUCAGGCAGCAUCAAAUGUCAGGGCUAACAGUACCUACUUUUUAUAGUAGGCACAUUAGUGGAAUAUUGGAAAACCUGAGUCAUUGCUUUGGUUGCAGGUGCACCAACAUCUCGUAUCACAUUUGUAUUUUGUGUUAAUUGUAAAUAUCAUUUGAAAGGCUAAAUGGCAGCACUGAAUGUCACACUGCUCAUUUGUAAUCAUCUAUAAUCAGUCCAACUGCUACGAUUUAGAAAGAUGCAAAUCAACAUAUGCAAUCUCCUUUUAUUGAUAUGGUGUUCACAAAUGUUGAUAGGUUUUUAUUUAAAGAAUAAAUGGCUGGAGAGAAAAGGCUUAAAGACGAAAGUCAAUGAAACAACUGUUAAUUUAGAGAAUUUGCUAAAACAAUAACAAAGAUAUCUCAAUUUUAAUGUAAUGUUGACCUUAAGAACACACUGGCACUGUCAUGUGAUUUUAAUAUGGGUUUUAAUUGCAUUUAAUUUGCAAUAACUGUGGCACCAUGGUUUGAUUGCCUUUGUCCAUCCUAUAAUGAAUAAGAUGAAAUAAUCCUUUGCUAUUGCUUAAUUAUACAAUACAGUGUGUGUGUGUGUGUGUGUGUGUGUGUGUGUGUAUGUGUGUGUGUUGCUCUUCAGACCCUAUACCGUAGCUUGUGCUCAACAGCCAGACUGGAGAAGUCUAGAGAUAAACGACACCACAAUAGGUAGAGUUGAGUUGAAUUGGGUCUCUUUUUUUAUCUGUUCUGGCUGCAGAGGACAAGGCUCCAACCCAAAGACAUUCUAUUAAACAUUUUGUUGUCCCAUUAGUGUGAUCCUGGACCAGUCCAGUGAUUUUCACUCUACGAUGCAGCCAUGGUUCUUAGUAUGUAUAAGACAACAGUUCAGAAAAGCAGGUAGUGUCUUCAGCAUUACAGGAUUUAAAAGAUGCACUUUACGAGUACCACCAAUGGACAAUAUGGACUGAGAAAAUGCAUAUAACCCAGCUGAUCAAUACUGUCCUACAGCAACAACAAAAUGA